AUGGAGGGUCUCCGAAAAGAGCAAUUGUUCGGCCCGACAGAUGGUGAUGAUGUGAACGUGGUGGCUGGUCAAGAUGCCAGCGACUCCGAUUCAGACGCGGAUAACGAAGACGUGAUGAACGCCAACGAAGUGGUCCUAGUAGUAGAAGGUGUAGAAGAUCUAGAAGACGUGUCUUUGAAUGAUGACAUCCCCGAGGAGGGACUCUUUGACCUGACUAGUGGUGAUUUGCGAGACAUCGCGGAGAAUGGAUGGAUUACUUAUGCCGAAGCGGAAAGUGGGAAUCUCUGGAUGGACGCUGCAACGGACUAUUACGACGGACCGUGCGGACCCACACGGUCUGCGGUCGCAUACGCAGACUCUCCAUUGACCAUGUUCUUCUACUUUUUACCGAAGGAGCUAUGGAUUCGAGUUGCUGAUGAGACGAACCGCUACCGAGAGCAGAAUAUUGGUGCUGUGGCAUUAUCUCCCAAGUUGAGGAAAUUCAAGCGUAUUCAAGCUCAUGAGAUUUUGCACACGGGCUCUCCAACCACUGGAGAACUGAAGAAGAUGGAGCCAUUCCACGCGGGAUGUUCUCUCGCUUCAUGA
Messenger RNA from Phytophthora infestans T30-4, 585 nucleotides. RefSeq lists its product as uncharacterized. The record is from RefSeq and is a predicted model, not a curated record. The transcript has 4 exons. The coding region runs from base 1 to 585 and encodes 194 amino acids. NCBI's taxonomy places the organism in Eukaryota, Oomycota, Peronosporomycetes, Peronosporales, Peronosporaceae.